Rana temporaria (common frog) is the source of this 1513-nucleotide messenger RNA. RefSeq names its product serine protease 27-like. Gene Ontology annotation, biological process: proteolysis. Lineage: Eukaryota; Metazoa; Chordata; Amphibia; Anura; Ranidae. Gene Ontology annotation, molecular function: serine-type endopeptidase activity. The coding region runs from base 239 to 1186 and encodes 315 amino acids. The record is from RefSeq and is a predicted model, not a curated record. The transcript has 6 exons.
AAUAUCUUGACAUGACUGUGCGUGUGUUACCUCACUCAGGUGACAUCCUUGUCACCUCCAAGGAUCAAAACUAUAGAUCCAUCUCCAGGUCUUCCCAUCGUAUUUCCCCAUGUCGUGCGCUCUGCUUCUGUCUCCAUUCUGAAUUUAUCAAACAUCUUUCCUCUCCCCCACUCAUUGUGAGCUGUGGAGGUGGCUCGCCGCUGUCAUCCCAUUAUACCCGGAGCUGACCACCGGCGUCAUGAUUUUUCUUCAUCUCUGGACUCUGUCUCUUCUCCUUGCAACAGGUGCUCAGCUUUCAAUGCCCUACUCAGGUUGUGGGAAGCCGGUGACAUCGGACCGUAUUGUGGGUGGACAGGACGCCUCCCCCGGGGAUUGGCCAUGGCAGAUCAGCCUGAGGAAAAAUGGCUCCCAUAUCUGCGGAGGGGUCAUGAUUGACUCCCAGUGGGUGCUGACCGCGGCCCACUGCUUUGUAGGGCCCUACUCUGUAUCUAAUUACAUGGUGAACCUGGGAGCUCACCAGCUGUCUGUACCAGGCGGGGUCAUGUCUCCGAUCGCCUCCAUCAACAUCCAUCCCAUCUACCGGGGCGCAGGUAGCAGUGGAGACAUCGCCCUUCUCAAACUGCAGUACUCCAUACAGUACACGGACUACAUCAUGCCAAUCUGCAUCCCCGAAUCCAACGUCCAGUUCCCCAGCGACAUGUACUGCUUCGUCACUGGCUGGGGCUCCAUAAGGCAAGGAGUGAGCCUGCCGUCUCCCCGAACACUUCAGCAGGUCGAAAUUCCAAUUAUAGACCAACCAGUUUGUGACAACAUGUACCACAUCAAUAACCCCACACUGAGCCCCAACAAAACCAUCAUCCAAUGGGACAUGAUCUGUGCCGGAUUCAAGGAUGGGCUGAAGGACGCAUGUCAGGGCGAUUCUGGUGGCCCCCUUGCUUGCAAAUGGGAUGGCUCAUGGCUUCUUGCUGGAAUUGUCAGCUGGGGAUUCGGCUGUGCCCUUGCCAACCGCCCGGGUGUCUACACCAGAGUGGCAGCGUACUCCACUUGGAUCAAACAAUACGUCCCACAGUUCCAGCUGACUCCUGCGGUGAUCACUCCACCAUUUGAGCCCAGUGAUUCGAUCUGCCCAUCUUACAACCACCUCCUCUUCCUCUGCUCUCUCCUCCUACACUGGCUGCUAAAGUGACAUCGAGGAGAUGAAGGAGAGCCAAAGGCCAAUUCCCAACCUCUGCAAAGGUUUUAUAUCAAAGAGUGGAAUACAAUUAUAUUUUAUACAGUAAUGUGGGUAACAAGACCCCAUGAGCAACAUCCGAGCUCAGAAUCAGGUGACUGUGGAUCCUGAGACUCAAAGAUGGCAGCCAAACCCAUAGAUUGGGCAAACUGAGUCCACAUUAUGGUCUAUCUUCUCUCUGGAGCCCAAGGCGAGCAUACAUGCAUGAUCACCCCGACUAUAGAGGGCUCACUCUGUACUCUCAUAGGAGACUUUAUAGCAAUAAACAAUUAUUUAACUAAA